GGAAUGAGAGCAGAUACCUUCUCUUAGACGAUAUUCCUGGCAGUAACUUAAACUUGUCUCGCCUGACUUCGUAUCGUGUGGAUCAAUUAAAAUUUUGGCUUUCUUGUCGCGGAGAUUCAUUAAAAAAUCUACAUACCAAAGCUGCCUGUAUUCAAAGGUACAUGGUAAUAUAUAAAUUUGAGUUUUGCUUAGUCUAUAUUUUUAUUCAAGAAGCACAAUAUCUAUAAAAUAUGUUUUCUUAUCUGUAGAAUCAAUAACUAUGUUAGAAAUGGUCAGCAAGAUAACCUGGUUGAUCCUACUGCUCAUCAAAUAUAUGUGCAGGAAAAGGAAUUGCAACAGGAGAAAGCCCAAAACACAAAUACUGUCACAAAUUCAAAUUUGUGUCUGAAAGGUAAAAUUGUCAUUGUCUAAUUGUCAUUACAUGUAAUAUUGCAUAUUGCAUUGCAUGUGCAUUGUACCGUACUGUGUUGUAUAUGUGUGUAUAUAGGUAAUAUCGUAUGAGUGACAAGGUGAUAUCAGUUUUAAUGCUAGAUUAUGUGAUAAUAUAUCCUCUCUGGCAGUCUCUGUCUAUAUAUGUUAUGAUGUGAUCAUGCCAAAAUUAAAUUCUACUGUUUUUCUAUUAAUUUAGAUAAUUAUUGGAAAAGUACGAAUUUCGAAUGGUCGAAAUCUCUUCUGGACCUCCCAACAUUGACCAUCAAGGAAAUUGAACAAUUUUUUGAAGAAUCAGGCAAAACUGGGAAGACCCAAAAAAGAGCGGACAAUCUUCUCUAUGAAAAUUUCUUGGAUAGUGUUUCAUGCUCGCAUGACACCAACCACUCUUAUGUUAGAGCAAUCUGCGGUGCUUCCUACACUAAGAGCCAGUACCACCAACUAAGUUGCUCCUUGUCAAAAAUAAGUGCACAAAUUUUAUAUGCACACUGUACAUGUAAAGCCGGACAAGGAGGCUUUUGUAAUCACAUUUACGCCCUCCUCAAGUUAAUAGCACAAUUCGUACUCGACAAAUUAGAUGAAAUUCCAUUGCAGCUUCCAUCAUCAUCAAGACCCUGUGGUUGGACAGUCCCAAAGGUGAGAAAUAUGAAUGUACAGAAAGAGACCGUGAUGGAGACUAUAAUUAAGAAACCUAAAUUGGGAAAAAAUACUGGUGUAAAAUGCAACCUUUAUGAGGCAAGAUCUUCUGAGCAACAAAUAUUUGAUGCAAAUGCAAUUUUUGAAAUGAAAGAAAAUCUAAAAAAAGAUAAUCCAAAGAUUCCAAUGGUGGAUGGUGUGCGAAGUUCGGUUUCAUCUGAUGCAUGGUGCGAGACGAAAUUUGGAAAAGUACCCAUAUUCUCUCCUCUUGCUUAUCAAUGUAGUAAGCUGGGCAAUAACUUUAAUGUGUAUAUAAAUAUUGACAAAUGCCCUUCAAAUCCAGCCACUACACCUACUACUUACCCAAACUUUCCUCACCGUAAUAUCCCCCAGUACUAUCACCACGACGUUUCAACUCUUGAUUCUUCUCAAAAAGCAGUUUUUGAUAAACUUCAAGUGACAAAUGAACAGGCAGUUAUACUGGAGCAGACUACUCAGUUACAGUCACAAAGUUCACUUUGGUUUAAAGAAAGGAAAUGCAGGGUCACAGCCUCAAAAGUUUAUGAUGUGUUUCAUUGGAAGAGGGGAAUGGACAAGCAUGCAGAAAAAUUUGUUAAUAGUGAUGUGUCGAAAGUACCUGAAAUUUUGCAAAAGAAAUUUGAUCAUGGAAAGAUGUACGAGCCUGUGGCUUUGGAAAAAUACCGGGUGUGUAUGAGAGAAGAGAUGGAUCCUAGCACCGAAGUAUAUCCUUGUGGCUUGGUAUUAAAUAGAAAUAAUUGUUGGUUAGGCAGCAGUCCAGAUGGCAAAUUUGCGUCAGGAGAUAUGUUUGGUAUAGCAGAAUGCAAGUGCCCAGAGCAGUACAAACAUUCAGAUGUCUUUGAUGUUGCAUGUAGCAACGAAUCCUCAAAUUUCAUGCUGCAUGUUGAAAACAGUAAGCUGCAGCUACGAAAGACCCACCCAACAUACUACCAAAUACAAUGUCUGUUAGCUUUGACUGGAUCAGAAUUUUGUGAUUUGAUUGUUUAUACUUUUCAAAGUAUUGCUAUUAUAAGAAUUACUUUCGAUACACAAUUUUGGUCAAAUAUAACAGAUGUG
Paramuricea clavata is the source of this 2160-nucleotide messenger RNA. The record is from the annotation of a GenBank genome assembly. Lineage: Eukaryota; Metazoa; Cnidaria; Anthozoa; Malacalcyonacea; Plexauridae.